CAUAUCCACAUAUAUCACACAACAAGACACAGGUCCUAAAUCUCAGCUCAUCAUCAGUCACCACGUCGCUUCAUCGCAACCAAACCAUGGAAAGGUUCUACUACCUCGCCGCCGUCACCUUCGUGCUCCUCGUCUUGCUCCACCACCUCUUGAUGGGCCGCGGGAGGCGGCGACGCCUGCCACCUGGGCCGCGGUUCGCGCUCCCCAUCCUCGGCCACCUCCCCUUGCUCAAGAAGCCGCUCCACGCCUCGCUCGCCGACCUCGCGGCGCGCUACGGCCCGGCCGUCCACCUUCGCCUCGGCAGCCGCCACGCCGUCGUCAUCGGCUCGGCGGGGCUGGCGAAGGAGUGCUUCUCCGGGGACCUCGACAUCACGAUCGCCAACCGCCCGCACUUCCCGUCCGUGCGGGAGGCCUCCUUCGACUACUCGGUAAUCACCCUCGCCAACUACGGCGCGCCCUGGCGCACCAUGCGCCGCGUCGCCACCGUGCACCUCCUCUCGGCCCAUCGCGUCAACAUCAUGUCGGACAACGUCAUCUCCCGCGAGCUGCGCGCCAUGGUGCGCCGCCUUGCCCGCGCCUCAGCCGCCACGCCGGGCGGCGCCGCGAGGGUCGAGCUGAAGCGGAGGCUGUUCGAGCUCUCCCACAGCGUCCUCAUGGAGAUCAUGGCGCAGACCAGGAACACCUACUCCGACGACGCGGACGAGGACAUGUCCAAGGAGGCGCGGGAGAUGAAGGACAUCGUCGAGGCGAUCGUCCCUCUUGUUGGUGUGGCCAACAUCUGGGACUACAUGCCUCUGCUUCGGUGGUUCGAUGUCUACGGCGUGAAGAAGCAGCUCAGGGACGCGGUUAACCGAAGGAACACGUUCAUCUACAAGAUGAUCGAUGCAGAGAAGGAGAAGCUAAAGCAGCUGGAACGCAAGAACGGCAAGGACGACUCUGACGAGAAGAAGAGCAUGAUCGCCGUCAUGCUGUCGCUGCAGAAAACAGAGCCCGACGUCUACACCGACACUUUUAUCAGCGCUCUCGUGGCAAAUCUGCUGGGCGCUGGCACGGAGACAACCUCAACGACAAUGGAGUGGACAAUGGCGCUCCUGCUUAACCACCCAAAUGCACUGAAAAAGGCGCAAGAAGAAAUCGACUUGAACGUCGGAGGGGGUCGUCUUCUUGACAAGAACGACCUUCCCCACCUGCCGUACCUCCACUGCAUCAUCACUGAGACUCUCCGGCUGUACCCUGCCGCGCCGAUGCUACUGCCGCAUGAGGCAUCCACCGACUGCAAGAUCCACGGAUACGAUGUCCCCGCAGGGUCCAUGGUCCUUGUCAAUGCGCAUGCCAUCCACAGGGAUCCAGCUACGUGGGAGGAUCCGGAGGAGUUCAGGCCGGAGAGGUUCGAGCACGGCGGAGCAGAGGGAAAGUUCAUGAUGCCAUUCGGGAUGGGGAGGCGCAAAUGUCCUGGGGAGAAUCUUGCAAUGCGAACCAUGGGGCUGGUUCUAGGGGUGCUGCUCCAAUGCUUCGAUUGGAGCAGGAUUGGAGAUGGAGAGGUUGACAUGGCAACAGCCACUGGCACCAUCAUGUUUAAGGCUGUUCCUCUGGAAGCUCUCUGCAAGCCACGAGCGAACAUGUCUACUAUUCUUAAGAAAAUCUAGGAUGAAAUCUUAAAAUUUUAUAGGUAAUAAAUAAAUGGCACAUAAAAAUGUAAUGCUUAUACCGUCUGCUAUACUUUGUGCGCGUGUAUUGCAUACUUGUGCAUACUCCAUACUAUUGUAAAGAUUAUAGUACAACCUUUGGG
Messenger RNA from Panicum hallii, 1789 nucleotides. RefSeq names its product cytochrome P450 81E8-like. The transcript is spliced from 2 exons. NCBI's taxonomy places the organism in Eukaryota, Viridiplantae, Streptophyta, Magnoliopsida, Poales, Poaceae. The record is from RefSeq and is a predicted model, not a curated record. Gene Ontology annotation, molecular function: heme binding; monooxygenase activity; oxidoreductase activity, acting on paired donors, with incorporation or reduction of molecular oxygen. Bases 87 to 1646 code for a protein of 519 amino acids.